AAAAGCUUCUGACAUAGUAUAUUUUUAUGUUCAACAAUUCAGCAUAACUCAAACACAAUGGUACUCGCAACCAACUCUGACUCCGACGAGCAUUUGCAUUCCACUUUUGCUUCUAGAUAUGUCCGUGCUGUUGUUCCCAGGUUCAAGAUGCCUGACCAUUGCAUGCCCAAAGAUGCUGCUUAUCAAGUGAUCAAUGAUGAGUUGAUGCUUGAUGGUAAUCCCAGGCUUAACCUAGCCUCCUUUGUCACCACUUGGAUGGAACCUGAGUGUGACAAACUCAUCAUGGAUUCUGUCAAUAAGAACUAUGUUGAUAUGGAUGAAUAUCCUGUCACCACUGAGCUCCAGAACCGGUGUGUAAAUAUGAUAGCAAACUUGUUCCAUGCUCCCGUUGGAGAAGACGAGGCUGCUAUUGGGUGUGGAACUGUUGGUUCAUCUGAGGCUAUAAUGCUUGCUGGUUUGGCUUUCAAAAGGAAAUGGCAACAUAGGAGAAAAGCUCAGGGUCUACCUAUUGAUAAGCCUAACAUUGUCACUGGAGCCAAUGUUCAGGUGUGCUGGGAGAAGUUUGCAAGGUACUUUGAGGUAGAGCUCAAAGAGGUGAAACUAAGUGAAGACUACUAUGUUAUGGAUCCAGCUAAAGCUGUAGAGAUGGUGGAUGAGAAUACCAUCUGUGUUGCAGCAAUUCUAGGAUCCACACUUACUGGAGAGUUUGAGGACGUUAAGCAAUUGAACGAUCUCUUAGCUGAGAAAAACGCAGAGACAGGAUGGGAAACUCCUAUUCAUGUUGAUGCAGCCAGUGGAGGAUUCAUUGCUCCUUUCCUCUACCCUGAUCUUGAAUGGGACUUUAGGCUUCCAUGGGUGAAGAGUAUUAACGUCAGUGGUCACAAGUAUGGACUUGUGUAUGCAGGAGUUGGUUGGGUUGUCUGGAGAACAAAAGAUGAUUUGCCAGAGGAACUUGUCUUCCACAUCAACUACUUGGGAGCUGAUCAACCCACUUUCACUCUCAACUUCUCAAAAGGGUCGAGCCAAAUCAUUGCUCAGUACUAUCAGUUUAUCCGACUAGGCUUUGAGGGAUACAAGAACAUAAUGGAAAACUGCAUGGAUAACGCAAGGAGGCUAAGAGAAGGAAUAGAGAUGACAGGGAAGUUCAACAUUGUGUCCAAAGAUAUUGGCGUGCCACUAGUGGCAUUCUCUCUCAAAGACAGUAGCAAGCACACGGUGUUUGAGAUCGCAGAGUCUUUGAGAAAAUUCGGGUGGAUCAUACCGGCUUACACUAUGCCUGCAGAUGCACAGCACAUUGCUGUGCUCAGAGUUGUGAUAAGAGAAGACUUUAGCCGAGGCCUUGCAGAUAGACUCAUCACACAUAUCAUUCAGGUGCUGAAAGAGAUUGAAGGGCUUCCUAGCAGGAUUGCACAUCUUGCUGCGGCUGCAGCGGUUAGUGGUGAUGAUGAAGAAGUUAAAGUGAAGACUGCCAAGAUGUCCUUGGAGGAUAUCACUAAGUAUUGGAAACGCCUUGUGGAACACAAGAGAAAUAUUGUCUGCUAAGCGCAAGUCUUAUUCUUUGCACUUAUAUGGUAAUAAGGUUUUGAUUUAGACCAUUUGGCGGUAAUAAGGUUUUAAUUUUUUCUUGAUAUUUUAUUUAUAUUGAUGGUAUAACAAAAUAUAUUUCAGAAAGAGUGGCUUGUCAUUAGUACUAGUAGUUGUAGGAUUG
This is a messenger RNA of Arabidopsis thaliana (thale cress), 1708 nucleotides long. It is a transcript of the gene GAD5, whose product is annotated as glutamate decarboxylase 5. Gene Ontology annotation, molecular function: calmodulin binding; glutamate decarboxylase activity; carbon-carbon lyase activity. Lineage: Eukaryota; Viridiplantae; Streptophyta; Magnoliopsida; Brassicales; Brassicaceae. The transcript is spliced from 6 exons. The record is from RefSeq and is marked reviewed. Bases 58 to 1542 code for a protein of 494 amino acids. Gene Ontology annotation, biological process: glutamate metabolic process.